CACCAGGCUUAUAAAACCUACAUCCUAAAACACACUCACCCUCUUUUUUCCCUCUAGUUGGUCAUGAGAACGGCGCGAAACUGAAACUAUUUUCACUUUUGAAGUUUCAAACAUGAUGAUUCAACUUAAGAAAAACAGCAACAUUUAAAGUUUAUGAUAUCAAUAAUCAGUAUUUAAAGCUAUCAUGAGAAAAUCUAAAAGAUUCUUACUUUAUAAAUAAUCAAAAUAGUACAAUCAGUACAAAGAAACCUUUGACACAUAAUAACCGGCAUUCUGACAAAACUCUUGUGCAUAAAAACUGUGAUAGUUGUAAAAAACAUUCAAACUACAUAAGUUACUGGACGCCACCUGCAUGGAAACAAUGUAUUACAACUAGAUCUAUAAGGCCCAACAAGGACAUUUUUGGGCCAGUUGCUUUUCCAGUUGAAACAUGAAAUCUGUGGUUUUCAUGUGCAUUGCAUUGCCAUCAAAGCAUUACUUAAAAAGAUUCAAGUCUCAAAGAGAAACAAGGUAGACAAAUAAGAUUUACUCUAGCUUUCACCACACCUUAAGAUUUGGCAAUCAUCCAAAGCUGACGUAAUGCAGAGAUUCAACUUUCCCCUCACUGAACGUCAGCAAAGAACACACCUCUUUCCCUCGAAUUAGAGGUGUGUCUACAGUUACCUUUGCAGCUGUUACUUUUUCUCUUACUAGCAGCUCUACAGGGCUCAGCCUGUUAUCUUGCAUUAUUCAGUAUAAAGAGCAGUGAGAUAGAGUUUGUUUAGUUAAUCAGUAUCUUUAAGGUAAAGCUCAUAAAAACCAGGCUGUGUCUGGUUUUCUACAGACACACAGCCACCAUGGAGCUGCGUCUCUCUGUCUGCAUUGUGCUGCUGCUUUGUGCAACAAGAAGCUCAAAUGGAGGGAAGAUUUUGGUGUGGUACAGUGAGGCCAGCCACUGGAUCAACAUGAAGCCGGUACUGGAAACUCUGGUGGACAGAGGACACCAGGUGACGGUCCUGAUCCCGAGCGCGUCGCUGUUCAUGAACAGCAGCGAACCGUCUCGAUUCCAGUACGAACCUUUUGAUGUUGACGUCUCAGUAAAAGAUUUAGAAAACCUUUUUGAAGAUGUUAUUCAAUUCUCCUUGUAUGAGAUGGAUUUCAUGAGCCCCUAUGAGAUUUCUGUCAAAUUUUUUGAUUUAAUGAAGAAUAACAUAAAUGUUUCUUUAAAGUUUUUGGAUGGUGUUAUGAAAUCAGAAACCAUCAUGAAGAAGCUGAAGGAGGGAAACUACGAUGUGUUAUUUGCUGAUCCGAUCUACCCUGGCUAUGACCUGACUGCUGAUAUUUUGGGCAUUCCUCUCGUUCUUUCUUUGCGUUUCUCCAUUGCUCAUAAUCUUGAGAGGAUGUGUGGUCAGCUACCUGCUCCUCCUUCCUAUGUCCCGGCUGCUAUGAGCAAACUCACAGACAAGAUGGACUUCUCAGAGAGACUCUCCAAUGUCCUCUUCUACACUUCGCAGGAUAUUUUAAUAGGACAGUUCAUGUGGAAAUUGAUUGAUGAAUAUUACUCUGAAAUCAAAGAAACACCCACCAGUGCCUGCGAGCUCGUGGGAAAGGCGGAUAUCUGGCUGCUGAGAACCUACUGGGAUUUUGAUUUUCCUCGUCCACUCCUCCCUAACUUUAAAUUUGUUGGAGGGAUCCACUGCAAACCUGCUAAACCUUUACCAGAGGAAAUGGAAAAGUUUGUCCAAAGCUCUGGAGAUGCUGGUAUUAUUGUCUUCUCUUUAGGAUCAAUGGUCAAGAACGUAUCCACGGAAAAGGCGAACCUGAUCGCCUCAGCGCUCGCUCAGCUUCCACAAAAGGUGCUGUGGAGAUACAGUGGCCAGAAACCCCAGACUCUGGGUUCCAACACCAAAAUAUACGACUGGAUCCCACAGAAUGACCUGCUGGGUCAUCCUAAAACAAAGGCUUUCAUCACUCAUGGUGGGACAAACGGGAUCUAUGAGGCCAUCUACCACGCCGUUCCCAUGGUAGGAAUCCCCAUGUUCGGUGACCAACCAGACAACAUGGUGCACAUAGAGGCCAAAGGAGCUGCAGUUAGUGUUAAAUUUAACUUUAUGACAACUGAGAGCCUCAGAGAUGCCAUAAACAUGGUCAUCAACAACAAAUCCUACAAAGAAAACGUGAUGCGACUGUCCAGAAUCCACCAUGACAGACCCAUGAGUCCUCGGGACGAGGCCGUCUUCUGGAUCGAGUUCACCAUGAGAAACAAAGGAGCCAAACACCUGAGGGUCCAGGCCCACGAACUCACCUGGUACCAGUACCACAGUCUGGACGUCCUAGCCUUCCUCCUUAUUAUAGAUCUGCUCCUCAUCUUCAUCCUCUUCAAGAGCUGCAGCUUCUGUUUCAAGAGAUGCUGCAGCAGAAAACAGACAAAGAGAAAAGCUGAGAAAGACCACAGCUGGUUUAUCUACAGACACAGAGCCACCAUGGAGCUGCGUCUCUCUGUCUGCGUCCUGCUGCUGCUUUGUGCUGCAGAAAACUCAAAUGGAGGGAAGAUUUUGGUGUGGUACACUGAGGCCAGCCACUGGAUCAACAUGAAGUUGGUACUGGAGACACUGGUGGACAGAGGACACCAGGUGACGGUCCUGGUCCCGAGUGCAUCGAUGUUCAUGAACAGUAGCGAACCGUCUCGCUUCCAGUACGAACCUUUUGAUGUUGAUGUCUCAGUAAAAGAUAUAGAAAAGGUUUUUGAUGAUCUUCUUCACUUCUCCAUUUAUGAGAUGGAUUUUAUGAACCCCAUUCAGAUUUACAUGACAUUUAUAGAUUUAAUAAAGAACAACAUGAACAUUUCUUUUAAGUUUUUGGAUGGCGUGGUGAAAUCAGAAACCAUCCUGAAGAAGCUGAAGGACGGAAACUACGAUGUGUUAUUUGCUGAUCCGAUCUACCCUGGCUAUGACCUGACGGCAGAGAUUCUGGGAAUUCCUCUCGUUCUUUCUUUGCGUUUUUCCUUGGCUCAUCACUGGGAGAGGAUGUGUGGUCAGCUUCCUGCUCCACCGUCCUUCGUCCCGGCUGCUAUGAGCAAACUCACAGACAAGAUGGAUUUCUCAGAAAGACUGUUCAACGUCCUCUUCUACGCUCUGCAGGACGUCGUAAUAAACCAGUUCAUGUUGAAAGAUAUUGACAAAUAUUAUUCUGAAGUCAAAGGAACACCUGUUACCCACUGUAAGAUGCUGGGUAAGGCGGAUAUCUGGCUACUGAGAACCUACUGGGAUUUUGAUUUUCCUCGUCCACUCCUCCCCAACUUUAAAUUUGUUGGAGGGGUCCACUGCAAACCAGCUAAACCUUUACCAAAGGAAAUGGAAAAGUUUGUCCAGAGCUCUGGAGAUGCUGGCAUUGUUGUCUUCUCUUUAGGAUCGAUGGUUAAGAACCUCACCACAGAGAAAGCGAACAUGAUCGCCUCAGCGCUCGCUCAACUUCCACAAAAGGUGCUGUGGAGAUACAGUGGCCAGAAACCCCAGACUCUGGGUUCAAACACCAGAAUAUACGACUGGAUCCCACAGAACGACCUGCUGGGUCACCCUAAAACAAAAGUUUUCAUCACUCAUGGUGGGGCAAACGGGAUCUAUGAGGCCAUCUACCACGGCGUUCCCAUGGUGGGAAUCCCCAUGUUUGGUGACCAGCCAGACAACAUGGUGCACAUGGAGGCCAAAGGAGCUGCAGUUAGUGUUAAAUUUAACUUUAUGACAACUGAGAGCCUCAGAGAUGCCCUGAAUAUGGUCAUCAACAACAAAUCCUACAAAGAAAAUGCGAUGCGACUGUCCAAAAUCCACCAUGACAGACCCAUGAGUCCUCGGGACGAGGCCGUCUUCUGGAUCGAGUUCACCAUGAGAAACAAAGGAGCCAAACACCUGAGGGUCCAGGCCCACGAACUCACCUGGUACCAGUACCACAGUCUGGACGUCCUAGCCUUCCUCCUUAUUAUAGAUCUGCUCCUCAUCUUCAUCCUCUUCAAGAGCUGCAGCUUCUGUUUCAAGAGAUGCUGCAGCAGAAAACAGACAAAGAGAAAAGCUGAGUAA
Messenger RNA from Xiphophorus hellerii (green swordtail), 4052 nucleotides. RefSeq lists its product as uncharacterized. NCBI's taxonomy places the organism in Eukaryota, Metazoa, Chordata, Actinopteri, Cyprinodontiformes, Poeciliidae. Gene Ontology annotation, molecular function: glucuronosyltransferase activity. The transcript is spliced from 12 exons. The record is from RefSeq and is a predicted model, not a curated record. Bases 837 to 4052 code for a protein of 1071 amino acids.